Pomacea canaliculata is the source of this 3228-nucleotide messenger RNA. RefSeq names its product alpha-tocopherol transfer protein-like. Lineage: Eukaryota; Metazoa; Mollusca; Gastropoda; Architaenioglossa; Ampullariidae. Gene Ontology annotation, molecular function: phosphatidylinositol bisphosphate binding. The record is from RefSeq and is a predicted model, not a curated record. Bases 352 to 1281 code for a protein of 309 amino acids. Gene Ontology annotation, cellular component: membrane. The transcript has 9 exons.
AGCUAUGCGAACUCUUUGCUCUGGCCUCUUUCAGUAAGGUAGACACAAUCCUUCCCUUCCAACGAGAAACGCUGCUUAUUGGACUAAAACGAAAUUACUACAAAUACAGUUUCCGCUCGGAAGAUUCAAGAUGUGAGGUAAAGUGAGUCAUUCGUUCAAAAGUUCAUUGACACAAAGCUUGUGGACUGUCACCCUUAUAAGUCUCCUAGCAGGCAUGAACCCGGCCUGUUGCACCACAGCUUCCUCUUUGCUUGACGGGUUCACUCCUGCGCCGGUUAUUUUUUGAUCAAACGCAACCAGCGUCUUCGGGAUUAUAUCCUUGAGUUAAAAAAAGACACAAGAGAAACCACGAUGGCCAGUGACUACACGUGUACACUCAAGGAGGAAACUCUUCAGUUGGCAAUUAAAGAACUCAACGAAAAUCCAAAAACUCGCAUCUUGGAAGUCAAAGCUUUUCGGGAACGCAUACUGCAAUAUACAGGACUUCAGCCGCGAACAGACACCGAGUUUCUGUUAAGGUUUCUGCGCGCCCGGAAGUUUGACCAGGAGCGAGCCUUCCAGUUGUACCUGAGCUAUUAUCGCAUGCGCAAGGAGGACCCCAAGAUCUUCACGGGUCUCAAGCCAUCCUGUGUCCGCCACAUGUAUCAGUCAGCAAUGUCCUUUCCACACACGCACCGCGACAGGGAGGGAUGUCAGAUCUACCUGAUCUUCCCAGGAAGACUAGACACGUCUCAUUACACAAUAGAAGAGGCCUUCAAGGUUGAGUUUCUCAACGUGAACAAAAUGAUUGAGGACGAGGAGAAUCAGGUUCGCGGCUUCACCCUUCUGAUAGACUACAGAGAUUUCUCCAUGUCUCACUUCAUGAUGAUGAACUUUGAUUUUGCGAAGAGGGUGUCCAAACUGUGGCAGGAUGCGUUCCCUGCCAGGUUUAAAGCGUGUCUCCUAGUCAACGUGCCGUCUUUCGUUGACAUCGUAAUCACCCUCUUCACCCAAUUCCUGAAAUCCAAGCUAGCUCAAAGGGUCCACAACAUUGGAAGCGACUGGAAAAAGCUACAUGAAUACAUUGACCCGUCAUGUUUACCUGUAGACUAUGGAGGGACACUGCCAGGUCUGCCUACCAACGAGAGCUGGGUUGAAGAAAUGAUGAAGUGCGACGAGAAAAUGGAAAAGGAGAGCAAGUUUGGCUUCGUGGACGACACUCUUGGCAAGGACUCGGACCGCAAGCAGCAAGACGCCAUCACCAACAUGGUGGGCUCCUACAAGAAGCUCAGCACUGACUGAUCUCAUGGCAUCACAAAAUGGUCAAAUAUAGUGAAAAAAGAUGGCAAAGCACUAAUUUGACCUCCUGAAACAAACAUUUAGCCUAAAGUCGAUCAAAUGGGAUAAAACCUUCUUUGCGUUGUACGAUCUCUACAUCUCGAUAGUCCUUGUCUGAUACAUCUGAAGGAUUCGUUUCAGUCUGUCACACUCAUUUAACCGAAAGAUACAGAACAAUUAAAAUAAUUUUCUUUUCAUAUCUAACCAUAGUAAACCCAACCUUGGAAAUGGAGAACACUUUACAGAUGCACCAAAAGAACAAUAACAAAAUAAUGAUAGUCCAGAUCCUUGAACCAACGUGGAUAUUUUAACAAUCUAAAUUAUUUGACUAAUAUUGCUGUUGUUCUGUUCUAGUGAACAGCAUUACAUUUUUAUGAUUCUUGUUAAACAGGCAAUAUUAAGUCAUGUUUACGAGUGUAGUAUUUAUUGUACUUUGACUAUGACUUUUUACUUUCAAGGGAAGAAGAGUUUUAAAAAUCGUAGCCAUACAUCAGAACAUGCAUGUUUUGUGCUCAAAGAUAUGAAUCUGUUGGUAGGUACUAUUCUGAAAAAGUUUUAUAUAUCGUGAUAUUUUAUCAGGGCACAGUUUAUCGUCCUUUUCUUCAUCUGAUGAAAGCACUUGCCUGUAGGACGAAGAUCGCGUUUACCACCAGCAGUAUUUCUCUAUUAUAUCAAUAUUUCGAACAUUUACAUCCCUUGCAUCAUAUAUUUCAAUACUGAGAGAAUAUUUAUACAAAAAGAAGGCUAUGAGGAAAUAAAAAGAUAUAAUUUUAUUGUUUUAUGUCAAUCACUGCAGUUAUAGCCACAAACAAUUCUUAUUGCUUGGCCUUUAUACUAAAAUGUCCCAUACAGUUUGUAUUUACUCUUUGUCUCUACUGCUUUCUCUUUAUCAGUUUAAAAUUACUUCAAGAUAGAAGCUAUUUGAAUGGAUUGAAAGUAAACAAAAAGUGCUUCUGAUAAUGUUUAUUAACUUUUCUUUUGGCAAGUUGUCGAAGGGUUGGAUCAGAAGCAAACUCUAGAUUGCUGUAUCAUGUAAUCCAGUCGUUGUUUAUAGCGCCGUCGUCAUUGUUGUUGUUGUUGUUGUUGUUGUUGUUGUUGUUGUUGUUAUAUUUCUUGUAAAUCAUUGCUCUGCUAUGUUCAGUUUUAGUGGUCGCUGUAUUCUUAGCGUUAGUGAAAUAACUUUUUGUGCUGGAUGUUGCAUUGGUAGUAAUGUAUAGAUUAGCAUCUUAUAGGUUUAGUUUUAUUUCUGCUUUGUUUGAUAUUUUAUACUCUUUUUUGUGUUAUCAUGUCUUUACAUUGUAUUGAAAUGAUUUAUAGGUAUUUGUUCUCCUUUUUAUUUUUAUUUCCGACAUCUGAAAACAACGAUCAAAGCAGGUACAACUAGACUGGCCACACACACUCAUACGAUAGAAAUAGAGUUUAAGUUGUUAAAUUGUGUUUGCAGAAAUAGCAAGGAACGGACAAAGGACAGUCUGACUAUGUGCAAUCCCAGUUUCACUAUGCUGAAUGUUAAAGUAACCAUAAGCAUGACAAAGUACCUAGUAUACAUUUAGUAAUAAUUAAUAUAAUUAAUAUGUACCACAUUGGCGCUAUAACAACUGAAAACACUGUGUAAAUGCCAAUCCUCAAUUCAAACUGACCUGUGUGAUAAACACUGUAAACACUCAUUUGUUCUGAUGUUCGGAGAUUUAAAAGAUGAACACUACUUUGUAAUGGCUUUGAUAAUUUUAAUUAGUGGUAUACAUAAAGAAAAGAAAUAUGUAAAUAAGGAAGAUUUGAUCUCUGGUUGGUAUCUUGUAUGCAGCAUUCAGCUUUAAUCUACUCAAAUGAUGAGGAAGAUGAGUUGAAGUUUUUUUUAUGAAAAAGCUUUAAUAGCUUCUCUCGCUUGAAGAAUAAAAUGGUCAAUUGUGA